Messenger RNA from Passer domesticus (house sparrow), 2380 nucleotides. RefSeq names its product CDC42 effector protein 4 (gene CDC42EP4). Gene Ontology annotation, cellular component: cytoplasm; membrane. Gene Ontology annotation, molecular function: small GTPase binding. The record is from RefSeq and is a predicted model, not a curated record. The coding region runs from base 630 to 1571 and encodes 313 amino acids. NCBI's taxonomy places the organism in Eukaryota, Metazoa, Chordata, Aves, Passeriformes, Passeridae. Gene Ontology annotation, biological process: regulation of cell shape; positive regulation of actin filament polymerization; positive regulation of pseudopodium assembly. The transcript has 2 exons.
GCGGCUGCUGAGUCAGAGCCGCCCGAAAUCCCCGUCCCGCUCGUUCCCCGGUGCCCCGGACAGGGGUCCCGGCUGACCGCAGCCUGCCCUCCGCCCCGCUGCCCGUGCCUGGGCGGCACUCACCGCUGCCAGGGGUGCCCGGAGAGAGGCACUGCCCGGCUCUGGCGGCGCUGGGCACGGGGCUGGCUCCCAGAGCCGCUCCGGUGCCCGUGGAACCGCGGGUCCGUGGGCAGCGAGCGCUCACGGGGCGCUGGACUCGUCCCACGCCGCCCCGGUGUGACCCCGGCGGCGGCGGCAGCGCGGAGUAUGGAUGUUUCCAAGCGCCGAAUCUAUGGAUCAGCAAGGCUGUUCCAAAGGGAGUUGGGAUCUAUAGAGCAGGAGAGCUGUGCUAAAGGGAUCGUUAAUGGGCUCUGGGGGGAAACUGAGGCACAGCGGGCGAUCUCUGCAGCCAGGACAGCCGGGCACGCAGUAAACAAAUCUGUUUUGGACGCAGCUCCCUCGGAAACCGCGGAGCGACUCCCGCUGAGGAGUGACCCACCCGUGACGCCGGUGCCAUCCCGGCCGCGCAGCCCCAUCUGAGAGCCCCGCGCACGGGAGCCGGCGUGGCACAGCCUCUCCCGGGUGCCACCAUGCCGAUCCUCAAGCAGCUCGUGUCCAACUCCGCGCACUCCAAGCGCCGCUCCAGGGCCGACCUGACGGCCGAGAUGAUCAGCGCGCCCCUGGGGGACUUCCGCCACACCAUGCACGUGGGGCGCGCCGGCGACGCCUUCGGGGACACCUCCUUCCUCACCAGCAAGGCCGGCGAGCCGGUGCCGGAGGCGGGAGAGGAGCCGGGCGCCUCCAAGCCCGGCCUGCUGUCCCGCCGCUUCCGCAGCAGCAAGCGCUCGCAGUCGGUGACGCGCGGGGACCGGCGGGACAUGCUGGGCUCGCUGCGCGACUCGGCGCUCUUCGUCAAGAACGCCGUGUCCCUGCCCCAGCUCAACGAGAAGGACGUGGACAGGAGCGCGGGGCAGCUGCCCAAGAGCCUCUCGUCCAGCCCCGUGAAGAAGCUGCCCGAGGAGGGGAGCCCCGAAGAGCAGCAGCGCCCCAACGGGGCGGCCGCGGGGCCGCUGAGCCCCGGCUUGGACGAGCGCGACUUCGGGGACAUCACGGAGCUGCCCGUGGUGGUGGCCAAGGGCGGCACGGGCUUGAAGCACGCCGAGUCCAUCAUGUCCUUCCACAUCGACCUGGGGCCCUCCAUGCUCGGGGACGUGCUGAGCAUCAUGGAUAAGGAUCAGUGGGAGCAGGACGAAGAUCCCGAGGCGGAGGAGAGCCGCGAGGAGGAGGAGGAGGAGGAGGAAGGGGAGCCUGCCCCGCCUGGCUCCCCGCUGGCGGCCCCGCCGAGCCAGAGCCCGGCCCGUGGCGCCGGUGGCCGCAGCCCCAGGGACAGCAGUCCAGUGUCCAGCUGCCCCUCGGGGCCUGAGGAGCGCAGCCCUGUCCCCAGGCCACCGAGCCAGCGGGGGGGACCCCUGAAACGCCCCGACAAGGAGUUCUCGUUUGCUGACGAAGAUGACGACGAGAUCCGGGUAUAAAGGAGGCCCAGCCGAGGUUCUCACUGAGGUUUCUUGGACACAGGGCUGAACACCCCAACUGGUGGCACUGGGGAAGACUCGACUCCUGCCUCGCUCCCUCUGUGUGCUGCGGCAGGACAGCGCUCUGCUCCCGGGGCCGUUCUGACAGCCCCCAGACAGCUCCAGCACUUCCUGGGAGGGGGAAGCAGACUUGAUUUUGGUUCUUUCUGUUGGACUUUGAAUAUUAGUUCCUUUCUCCUGCCCCCCUGCCCGUGUAAAGCGAUUUAGGAUCCAACAAGACGAGCCUUUGGAGUUUAGCCCUUUUAGUAAUAUAUAUCUAUUUUCCACCGCACAGUUUUUACUGUUUUCUGAUUUGUACUUACCUUUCUCUACUCUCUUUUGGUUUUAACUGAGGGAAGAUUUCCCAUGAGGAAGAACUUGGCUCUGGAGCUCAGAGGUGGCCUGGGACUAUGGGCAGCUCCAGCUUCUGGGGUUUCUUGGGGACUUUCUGCAGACCAAGAGCUCCCAGUGCCGUGGCAGGUGCUCGCUCCCCAUCCCUCGGAUGGAUGGAUGGAUGGAUGGAUGGAUGGAUGGAUGGUUCCAUCCCAGAUGCUUGACCCUCCAACCAGCCUGGGGCUCACAGGGACGCUCCCAGCCAGCUCCAGGGAUGCUGAUGGAAGUGUGGGUCUGUCCCCUGUGGGAGGAGCACCUGGAAGCCGCUGGGAUCCCGGUGUGCCGUGGGGCCGGGCAGUGGCGGGAGCAGGCGGCUGGAGCAGGAGGUUUUAUACCCUGUAUGUACAAAUGCAAGGAAUAAAGGAAAUGGUAGUGAC